Molecule: messenger RNA, 1793 nt
Organism: Planococcus citri (citrus mealybug)
Lineage: Eukaryota; Metazoa; Arthropoda; Insecta; Hemiptera; Pseudococcidae
Product: dnaJ homolog subfamily C member 22-like
Exons: 5
Coding region: 158-1330 (390 amino acids)
Cellular component (GO): membrane
Source: RefSeq, a predicted model, not a curated record
UAAUGACCCAGAUUAGAUAGUAAACACAAAAUACUUAGUACUAAUACGACAGUGAUUUCGAUUCAUACUUGACACUAGUUAGUUUUUCAUGACGUGUUUUUUUCCCAUGUAGUUCAAUACAUCGCGAUUAUUAAGUGUAUAAGAAAUCAGUACAAUAAUGUUCGAAUCGUUCCAUUUACCGUUUUUCAAAUUAUCUAGUCGAUCAUCAUCAUCAUCAUCGAAUGAUACUACCAAAACAAUGACGACCAAGACGAAAAAAAAGAGCAAAUGUAUGGCAUACUUUUGGUGGGCAUUCGGCGGUUUUUCAGGAUUCCAUCAUUUCUACUUGGGUCGUGAUUUACACGGAUUUCUAUGGUGGGCUACACUCGGAGGAUACUUCGGAGUAGGAUGGAUCGCAGAUCUAUACUAUAUAGGCGAUUAUGUAGCCGAAGCGAACGACGAACCGGAGUUCAACAAGAAGAUGAAAGAAAUCGUGAAAAAACAUAAAAAACCUCCUUUUUCAACUACUCGAUUCACUGCGAUGAUUCUAUUGGCAUAUUUCUGGAGUUCGGUGUUUCAAAUGGGCAUACCAGAGGAAGAAUUUUACGAUAUUAAUUGGAAAGUUCUUUAUAUUCUGACACCUAUUCCGUGUGCUUUGGGUAUAUGGGCUGUUGGAAAUCUUGGACAGCAGAAAGGUGGAAUUUGGAUACCUUUAUUGACAGCUUAUUUAACGUUACCUUUAAAAUAUGUCAUGGACGAGUCAACAGCUUACACGAUUAUGGUUCUAGCUGCAGCAUAUACCUUCGAUUCGUUCGAAAAACAAUGGAAACCAAAAAGCAAAACGACUAAAUCGUCGGGAUGCUGCAAGAGAAUCGUACUCGUCCUCGGCGGUUACCUAAUUUUCUGUUCAUUCUGGGGAAGUUACGUCUACUUCAAUGCCAAAGUAACAGACCAAAGCGGUGACGAAAUUCCAGUCCGCGAAGCCCUCUACCAUUUCUUUAAAUCACCCUGGUGGACAGAUCUAAAACAGUCGAUCCGAGAUGUCAAAAAUUACAUCAAAGUACACGGCUGGGUGGCAACUUGGAAGCUAAUGGUCGAAAUGUCCGACACGAAUGGCGAAAAUAACGCAUACAAGGUCCUUGAGCUGAGUUCGAGCGCAUCGCAGGGUGAAAUUAACGAAAAAUGUAAAUAUUUAUCGAAAACACACCAUCCGGAUAAAUUCACCGAUGAGGAAGAGAAACGUCAAGCUCAAGAGAAGUUCUUCGAAAUUCAACAAGCUUGCGAAGUACUCAGCAGUAAACGAGCCAAGAGAAGGCGUAAGAAUAAGAAGUACGAAGAUGGUGAACUUUGAGCUAGAAAUUACACCAGAUUUUAGCGUGUAUUGUCUGUGAUUCUGAUCUGCGAAUAGUGAUUAAGCUGCUAUACGAUUCCCUCCAAUAAUUUUUAAUGAUCCCCCCUUUACGAGUAUUUCAGAAUAUUGUAUUAUGAUACGUUAACUUUCAUUUCAUUCCAAUGAUCUGUUGCAUUUUUUUUCUUUCUAAGUUACGGGUGCUCAGUGUUACGAGUUUUUUUUGUGUAUUUUUAAUUAUUUUUUUUUUUUCAUAAGGCUGUUGAUAUUUCAUUUUGAUGAUGAUUUUUUUUUUUUGUAAUUUGUAAUCGAUUUCUUUUCAUUUUUUUUUUUUUGUUGAAAUUAAGUGACGUUUGACGUUUUGUAACAUUAACACUUUCCCUUUGUAUUAUUUUACUGCCAAAUAACUUUUGUUUCUUGUGCUUAAUGCAAUAAAUUUAAAUUUAUGUUAUCGUUUGGCCAAAAA